Molecule: messenger RNA, 1380 nt
Organism: Saccoglossus kowalevskii
Lineage: Eukaryota; Metazoa; Hemichordata; Enteropneusta; Harrimaniidae
Biological process (GO): intracellular signal transduction; protein polyubiquitination
Molecular function (GO): protein binding
Source: RefSeq, a predicted model, not a curated record
AUGGGUAAUAUUGUUGUAUAUGAUGGAUGUAAAAGACAGGUACCAAAUUUUCCCUGGAAACCUUUCCCAGAAUUUGCAUCUCCAGAAGUUGUCGCUUUAGAGAUUACAGAAGAAGAUGAUAGCCGUCUCGAUGACACCACCAGUUAUGCUCCAGAUGCCGGAAGAGUAGUCCUAAAACUAGAUCCAGUUCCCAGCGUAUCUGAUUGGAGGUCUCAGACUCAGGAUUUGUUAUGGUGGACUUAUGCUCAAUUUAUGCCUGGUGAUGACUCACAGUUACUCACCAGUGUUGGCGUGUAUGUACCAAGACCAGGUAGAACAAUAACUGGUGCACAUAGACAUGUGCAAGGACGGAUUAGUUUAUGGAAUCUAAGCACACAACCAGCAGAUUCCACAUUGCUAUGUCAGCGGGGAAGUGCAACCUGGCCACACUGUCAGGUUUCGCCAGAAUCAAAGUAUCUAUGCUAUAUAGGAAGAGGAGAAAUGGUUACACAGAGUCUGAAAGACGCUCACAGGGAUGUCAAACGACGAGACCUACGCAUGGGCAAUUUCCGCUUUUGUGCAGUUGCACCGAAUGGCCAGUUUGUGGCGAUACUGAUGAGAGUCGGAAACAACUUUGAGCUGGCUACUGCAUAUUUGCCUGAUUUACGCUCCAAUGAAGCAGUCUUUUGUCACAACAUCUGCCCGAAUUUUGUCGGCACCGCCAAUUAUUCAGAUCAUGUGGAAUGUACGUUUUCACCGAAUAGUAAAUUUAUUGCAGUUAGUUCAUCAUUCGGUAAACUGUUUGUAGUGAAGAGAGAUGGACUAGCACUGUAUAGACUCGUCACCCCAGGUCUUGUAUCUCUAAGUAAAGGGUUAUUGGAGGAUGCCAGAACGUACGACUUUGAUCCUCGGUAUAAUUACAAAAUGCUGGCAUUUUCUACCUCAGACAAACAUCUCAGGGUAUUCAAUCUGGAAACCGAACAGUGUGUGCUUGAUGAGGAACUCCCGAUUGAUGUUGGGGCAGCAGAAGUCUUGAAAUACACACAUGAUGGCAAUCUUCUUGCCGUAGCAACGAUCAGCACUGAGAUUCUAAUGUACAACACUGAGAGUGGUAUCAUUACUUACAAACUGAAUCCAGAUACACAGGAUCCAAAAUAUGGCAUGGGAGCAAUGCCUAAUGGCUACCCGUGUAUAAUCCGACUCUCAUUUAGUCACAGUGGUGAACAACUUGCAGUGUGUAGUGCAGAUGGCUACAUUCGAAUAUGGCAGCUGCCUCGGUUCUUGAACUUGCAACAUUUCUGUCGUUUGACAAUUCUACGUCAUUUUCCGGCUAACAAAGUAUAUUCUUUGCCUCUGCCAUCUAAAUUAGUUAGUUAUAUCCUUUACAACCCAACCAGGUGA